Paramecium pentaurelia is the source of this 687-nucleotide messenger RNA. The record is from the annotation of a GenBank genome assembly. Lineage: Eukaryota; Ciliophora; Oligohymenophorea; Peniculida; Parameciidae.
AUGAAAUUAGCACAAUUAAUGGACAUACUUAAACUAUAUAUUGUCUUCAAUUUAGUAAGAAUAGCAAUAGUUUUUUAUCUGCCGGUUUUGAUAAUUCUAUUUGAUGUUGGAAAUAAGUUAAUUAAAAAUAAUGGAAGAGUUCUUAAUCUUAUUUAUAGCAUACUAAUUGCAUAGAUUGCUUAAUUUUAAAUCAAUCUGAAAAUUAACUUGUUUCUGGAGGAAGAGAUAAUUCAAUCAAAAUUUGGAAAAUAGAUUUUGUUAAUAAUUAAUUAACCUAUUUUUAUUCAUUAGACAAACAUAAAAGGAACGUUUAUAGUUUAUGCUUAAAUCAAUAUGAAGAUACUUUGGUUUCUUGUGGCGAGGAUAAGUAGCUAAUAAUUUGGAAAUAAGAUAAUAAACAACAAUGGAAAUUUGAAUAUGAAGUUAAUGUCAUUGCUAGAUAGAUUUAAAAAUUAUUUAAUUUAAUUAAAAUAAUAAUAUAAAAUAAUUAUUUUAUAAUUAUUAGGAAUCAAAAAAAGGGUUAUAAAAGAAUUGGAUUUGGUCAAUUAGUAAAAUCAACAUAAAUUGAGUGGAAUAUUACUAACCAGUCCAUCCAAAACCUAUUCAACUUCUUAAGAUGGGGACAACAGUGUCUUAUGUCAUGAAUAGGGUUAUUAAGGAUAAGGACAUAGAAUCUAUAUUAAUUGA